AUGAAUGAACUGCCCGAUGAGUUUGUUCAGGUGCCCAUACCAUUGGUUGGUCUAGUUGGAGUGCCAAGUGUACAUCAGUUCAUUGAGAAGAAUGUAUCGACAAAGACAUUGUCUGACUUUUAUAGAGUACAUCCUGUAUCUCCUGCAUUGGUGUCGACAACAUCCUCGCAACAUCAACAACAACAGCCUUUAUCACUUGAACAACAACUUAAUAGUGACCUAUUGAUCACAUCACAACAGAAGGAUCAACAACAACAACAACCAAGUCCACCAUCAUUAUCAGUAACAUCACCAUCAUCAACAUCAUCAAAUAAUGUAACAACAUCAACAACAACAUCAAUGCUUGGAGGAUGGAGAGUCCAACCAAUCACAUUACCUAAACUUAGAGUGGUCACGAUGGAGGCUGGCACACUACCACUGAAGAAGGAGAAGCGAAUCAAUCAUUCAGAGACGUUCGUACCACAUGGUAUACUCAAGGCCAACUGGAUACAUAAGCACACUGUCACACUGCCCGCCGUCAUAUCACUCUUCCUUCAAUGGCCCGAAGACAAGACACCCAAGGCCCAAGAGGCAUUGCUCACUCAAAUAGACAUUGUCAAAGCCAAUAUCAAGGCAAGGAAUGUAAAGUUGAUGGUGAUCAUUGUGACAUCGACACCAAACAUUGAGAUGAAUGAUGAGCGAUUCACAAUCAUUCGUCGUCGUGCAGAUAUUGAUCCCAAGUACUUCAUGUUCUUGAACAAGGUUGAAAUCAAAGGUUUCGUCCAAAAAUGGGAGAAACUGGCGAUGGAACUGUCUGAUCAACAUUAUAAGGAGUGCUCUUCAAAGUCUCAGAUAUCAAAGUCGACACAUCCCUUCCUGCUCAUACGCUAUCACUUCAAGAUUGCUUACUACUCAGAGUUCCGUGUCGACAUGAACACAUCACUCAAGUACUACUCAUUUGCCUACCACUCACUCAAAGACUGCCGACCUGGCAAUGACCCUCGUGGCACACGCUUUGCCGAGUUGCGAAGUAUUGCCUCUUUCCUCAACUUCAAAAUAUGUAAACUAUACUUAUGGACCAACAACUUGCCAGAGGCUGUGCAACAGUUUGAGAAACACAUUCGCUUGUUUAAACAUUAUCAGGGCCCAAGCGAGAAGGAGUGGACACACAGCGCAUUCCUCUCACGCGAGUAUCAGAUGUUUGCAGAGUUGCUCGAGAUGUGCCCGAGCAUCAACAAGACAUUGUUCAACGCAAACCCAGCAUUCUACUAUCAGACUGCGGCCAAGUAUGUGGAGGACCGCCGAAGGCUGUUCAAGCCAGUUGGCGAGCAGCACAAGAAUGCCAAGAACGUGCUCAAGUACAAGGACACGAGACAGCGCCACGACAUGGCUCUGCUGCAGUACGUUGGACAGCCGCCACCCGACGUCGCACACCCCUUGGAACAGGUGGCGCGUGCGCCAAUUGGCAGCGACGAUGGCGACGACGACUUCAAUCGCCUGGUGGCCAUCGAGUUGUUCCAACUCAAUCACUCGAGCAUGAUCAUCGACCUGCUGAACAAGGCGCUGGACCAGGCCAGCCACCACCAGAACCUGCGCAUCAUGUCCUACGUCGAGUCGUUGAUUGCCAACGAACACUUCCAGGCGCAGCGCUACGAGCAGGCUCUGAAGCACUACAACAAGAAUGCCAUGACCUAUCGCAAGGAGAAGUGGUGGACAUUGCUCAACUACACGCUCAACAUGUGUCUCAAGUGCGUGCACAAUCUCAACCUCGUCACCAACUAUAUUGGCUACGCGAUGGACCUUCUCUCGCCCGACCUCACCAGCAUCAAGCUUGAGCGAUCAGUCAUGCAGCAAUCACUCUUAUACGUGCUCACCAAUCCAACCAAGCUUACACCAAGCAUUAGUUUGAACUCAUCACUCGAUGUUAAAAUGGAUCACAAUCAUCCCUUAAUCAGCUGCCGUGUUCAAUUCCCUCACAGCAUUGCAUUCACAAACAGCAAGACAGAGAUAUUCGUGGUGAUCGAGACACACUUCCCCAACCCAGUGCGAUUCAGUAAGCUCAAGUGUAACUUCUCAGACAGUGCCUAUAACAAGAUCAUUACAGAGUCGCGCUCGAUAGUGGACCCAGUGCCACCUAACCUGCGCAUCAACGAGGAGCGCAUGGACCUGGUGUUCCUGCCAGACGAGUCACGUAUCUUCUCCUUCACACUAAACACCAAGGAGAAGACCGAGCUUGAGUGUCUGUCUGUCGAGCUCGAGCUUGGCAACGGACCAAACUGCAUCAACUUUUGCUGGAACAUCUCUGAAUGGGCGAUCAAGUCGGACGAGUCUGAGAAGGAGACAAUGGACAGCUCGCACUCACACUCCCACGCUCACGCUCAGGCUUCGCAUUCAAUCGCAAACGCCGCCAACAAGAAGUCGACCAGCACACUGGAAAUUGUCAAGCCAGACCCUUACAAGAAGUUCUUGGAGCGUUCAUCGAUUAGGAUCCUGGACCAUGAGUCGCUGAUCCAGAUCAGGUGCAACCACGUGCCACCUGCCAUUGUCAAUGAGUUCUACGAGAUCGAGCUGGAGCUCGUCAACAAUGACAAGGAGAUCAGCAGGGGCAGCGUGUCCUUUGACCUCCAGCAGCACCAAAACAGCAACUCACACGACAAGGGCAUCUACACUGCGCCCAACAAGAGCUCGCCACUUGCCAAGCUCGAGCUGCCGCACAUCCCUGAGAAGAAGUCAUUCAAGAAGCGCUUCUACAUCCACUCGUCGCAGAUUGACGAGAUCAAGCUGGUGAUCAAUGUGAGCUACGAGACCAAGGCCAAUGAGAUCUCUCAUGCUUCCAAGAUCUUCACUUUCCCUGUGCAGGUCGGCUUCCUGACGCAGUUCCAGUUCUUUAGCGGCAACUUCCAGCUGAGCGACAUGUACGACGGAAACAUUGUGGCAAAGGAGCCCCUGCUGCUACUGUGCGAUAUCAGGACCAAUCUGCCAUUCAACGUCAACAUCAAAAAGACAACGUUGGAAAUCAACAGCGUGAGCCAGGCUACGCUCAACCCACUCAGUGGCGAGGAUGCCGACGGGUCGUCUGUGCCGGUGGGCCAGCUGCUGGCAUCGUCCAACCAGAACAUGUCAUCAUGCGAGCUGUCCAAGGACAACAACUACUCUUGCUGGUUCAACCUCAUCCCAAUGGUCACUGGCGAGUCGCUCAGUCUGGGCACACUCACCAUCGAAUGGUCACGCAAGGGUGCCGACAAGGUCACGUCGCACCUGCCCAUCCCCCUGCCGCACAUGAGGAUCACGACCAACGCGUUCAUCACGCAGGUCAAGGCUCCGGCGUACGGUGUCGUGGGUAUGCCCAUGUCGCACGUCAUCUCGAUCCAGAACAACACCAACUUCUUGCAAGAGUUUGACUUGUUGGUGAUCAACGCGCCCAGCUUUGGCGGCUGCGACUCGCCCUUUUUAUUCUCUGGCGACAAGGUCAGCUCGUUUGCCAUCCAUCCCGAGUCCAUCUAUGAGAUCAAGCAUGUACUAGUUCCCCUGGUGGCAGGCAAGCAUCCCCUUCCACACUUUAAGAUAUCAAGCAAGCGAUUCAACAAGGAGCUGCCCAAGACCAAGAAUUCCAAUGAGUUCCUCUUCAUCAAACCAAAUCCAAGUUGA
Messenger RNA from Acytostelium subglobosum LB1, 3627 nucleotides. RefSeq lists its product as hypothetical. Gene Ontology annotation, molecular function: protein binding. Lineage: Eukaryota; Evosea; Eumycetozoa; Acytosteliales; Acytosteliaceae. The record is from RefSeq and is a predicted model, not a curated record. The transcript is spliced from 6 exons. Bases 1 to 3627 code for a protein of 1208 amino acids.